This is a messenger RNA of Aspergillus chevalieri, 666 nucleotides long. Its product is annotated as pyridoxine/pyridoxamine 5'-phosphate oxidase. Gene Ontology annotation, biological process: pyridoxine biosynthetic process. The transcript has a single exon. Gene Ontology annotation, molecular function: pyridoxamine phosphate oxidase activity; FMN binding. The coding region runs from base 1 to 666 and encodes 221 amino acids. The record is from RefSeq and is a predicted model, not a curated record. NCBI's taxonomy places the organism in Eukaryota, Fungi, Ascomycota, Eurotiomycetes, Eurotiales, Aspergillaceae.
AUGGAAAACAUGAAAACAACACUCCGCACCCUCCCCGUCCUAACCGGGCCCUUCCCACCCCUCGACGCCAACCCCUCCACCUUCCCCGAAACCCCCCAGGAAACCUUCCAAACAUGGCUUCUCCACGUCAUAACAGCCCAAAUCCCCGAACCCCACGCCAUGACUGUCUCCACAAUCGACGAGCACGGUUGCCCAGACGCCCGGGUUCUCAUCCUCAAGAACCUCGAUGACCGCGGGUGGCAUUUUGCCGCGAAGGGCGGGAGUCCGAAGGCCAGCCAGAUUGAAGGGAAUCGGAAUGUGGCGCUGACGUUUUAUUGGCCGGGCGUGGGGAGGCAGGUUCGUGUGAAGGGGAGAGCGGUGGUGUUGGUGGAAGAGGAGUGUGUGGAGGAUUUUAGGGAGAGGUCGUUGGGGUCGAGGGUUAGUGCGAUGGCGUCGGUGCAGAGUCGGGUGCUUGAGGAUCGGGAGAUGCUUGUGAGGCGUGUUGCGGAGGUAGAGGCUCCUAUGGUGAGUGGGAAGGAGCAGGAGAUGCCGGAGUGGAAGGUGUAUGCUGUUAAUCCUGUGACGGUUGAGUUCUGGCAGGGGUCUUCUGAUCGUCUUCAUCAGCGGUUGCAGUUUGUUCGGAAGGCAGAUGGUGCUGGCUGGACAAAGGAACUGUUGUGGCCAUAG